Molecule: messenger RNA, 1208 nt
Organism: Vigna umbellata (rice bean)
Lineage: Eukaryota; Viridiplantae; Streptophyta; Magnoliopsida; Fabales; Fabaceae
Source: RefSeq, a predicted model, not a curated record
UUCCCUCUGAGGGAAGGAAAGAGAGAAAGAAAGUUUAUAGAUACCGACAUUUAUGAAACAGAAUGUGGGUGUUUGCAAGCAAGGCUUUAUAAGUCAGUAAAGCCACUUUCUUCUUUCCAUGAAAAAUAGCUUGAUCCCGUGCAACCACGCCAGCAGCAUCUGCUUUAUUGUUAUUCUUUUUGGUUCUGGGGUGGAAUCUACAUAUAAAAGUUGAAAUCUUUGUUUCAUUUCUUGGUGGUGGAAAAUUGUUCUCCGAACUGAUUUAGUGUUAGGUUGGUCGUAAGUUUGCUUGGUGUAGCAGUCUUAUCUGAUCUGGUUUUGCGCGUGGUGGACAUCCAGACAUUCACCCUGGUCGAGACUUUUUUGAGUCCGCCACAACAAUUGUGGUUGCAGUUUCCUGCAAUUGUGAUUGCUAUUGUGGUUGCUUUUGUCUGCAAUUUCCCGUAUUCGUACAUUAAAACCUUGAUCAGGCUGGGAUAAAGUUUAUAUUGCCAAGAAGUGUUUACUCGUAGGAGGAGUGUUUUAUGCUUGGAGGUCUAAUAUGCUUGCGAGAGUGAGGGCCUUUUGAUUUCGAGUAAUUGGUUGAGAGAAAAAGGGAAAGCUGAAGGUUCUUUGGUGGGGCAAGAUAUGGCCUCUGGUGAAGGGAGGCGGCGUCAUCACGAUCUUGUGCCUCUUGCCGCAUUGCUCAAGAGAGAGAUGAAGAGUGAGAAGAUGGAAAAGCCUACUGUGAGGUUUGGACAUGCAGCUCAGUCCAAGAAAGGGGAGGAUUACUUUCUUAUUAAGACAGAUUGUCAGCGAGUGCCCGGGAACCCUUCAUCAUCCUUUUCUGUAUUUGCGAUCUUUGAUGGGCAUAAUGGAAAUGCUGCUGCUAUUUUUACUAGGGAGAAUUUGUUAAAUCACGUGUUGAGUGCUCUUCCUCGUGGGCUUGGGCGAGAUGAGUGGUUGCAUGCUUUACCCAGGGCAUUGGUUGCGGGUUUCGUUAAGACCGACAAGGAGUUUCAGAGCCGAGGAGAAACUUCUGGAACCACAGCCACGUUUGUAAUAGUGGAUAGGUGGACUGUUACUGUUGCAUCUGUUGGAGAUUCCCGUUGUGUACUAGAUGCCCAGGGUGGUGCUAUUUCCUCCUUAACUGUUGAUCACAGACUUGAAGAGAAUAUUGAAGAGUAUGUUUUUAUCCCUUAAGGCCUAAUUAGUUUGCUUAUUAUUUU